AGCCGAGUGCAGCCGAGCCGGCGGGGCGGAGAUGGCGGCGGCGGCGGAGCUGCAGGGGAAGUACCAGAAGCUGGCCCAGGAGUACUCCAAGCUUCGCGCUCAGAACCAAGUCCUGAAAAAAGGAGUUGUAGAUGAGCAGGCAAACUCUGCCUCACUGAAGGAACAACUGAAGAUGAAGGAUCAAUCACUGAGGAAACUGCAACAAGAAAUGGAUAGCUUGACCUUUCGAAAUCAGCAACUUGCCAAGCGGGUGGAACUACUUCAAGAUGAACUUGCAUUAAGUGAAGCUCGGGGCAAAAAGAACAAAAAAAGUGUAGAACCCUCAUCUCAGCUGAGUCAAGAACAGAAAAGUGUCUUCAAUGAAGAUCUUCAGAAGAAAAUCGAAGAGAAUGAACGAUUGCAUAUACUUUUCUUUGAAGCAGAUGAGCAGCACAAACGUUUAGAAGCAGAGCUGAGGAGUAGACUGGAGGUUUUGGAAAUGGAUGCUGCCCAGCACCAAGCUGUGGUGGACAGCUUAACGAAGAAAUACACAGAGACCAUAGAAAAGCUGCAGAAUGAUAAAGCCAAAUUAGAAAUCAAGUCUCAGACACUAGAAAGAGAAGCUAAGGACUGUAGGCUUCGAACCGAAGAAUGCCAGCAACAGCUAAAGAAUCUUCAAGCAGCUUUGGGCAGUAGACUGGAAGAAUCUCUAUGCAUAAUUAAUGAAAAAGUACCUUUUAAUGACACAAGGUCUAUUCGAUACAAUGCUCUGAAUGUACCAUUGCACAACAGAAGAAAUCAGUUGAAGCUGCGAGACCUUGCUGGCCAGGCCAUGGCUUUUGUCCAAGAACUUGUAACAGCUCUCCUGAACUUCCACACAUACACUGAACAGAAGGUACAGAUCUUCCCCAUUGAUUCUGCAACAGACACAAUAUCACCCUUAAACCAGAAGUUCUCACAGUAUCUCCAUGAAAACGCUUCCUACGUUCGCCCUCUGGAGGAAGGAAUGCUGCACUUGUUUGAGAGCAUCACGGAGGAUACUGUCACAGUCCUGGAAACAACUGUGAAAUUGAAGGCCUUCUCAGAACAUUUAGCUUCCUACUUAGGCUUUUUAAGAAAGAUUCUUCCUUAUCAGUUAAAAAGUUUGGAAGAAGAGUGUGAGUCUUCUCUUUGCACAGCUGCUUUAAGAGCUAGAAAUAUGGAGCUGCACAGAGACAUGAAAAGGUUGACUGCAGUCUUUGAGAAGCUACACACAUACGUCGGUCUUCUGGCCUUACCAAGUACAAGACCAGAAGGACUCCUUAGGACAAAUUACAACUUUGUGUUUACAAACAUUGCUGCAAGUCUUCAUGGAUUCCAUGACAUUUUAAAAGAUAUUUCCAAGCACUAUAGUCAGAAAGCUGCUUUAGAACAGGAAGUUCCAACUGCCACACAGAAACUCAUAACUACAAAUGACUGUAUUUUAUCUUCUGUUGCUGCUUUAACAAAUGGAGCGGGCAAGAUGGCCUCGUUCUUUAGCAACAACUUGGAUCACUUCACCAGCUCGUUGAGCUAUGGCCCCAAGGGAGGAGCAGAGUUCAUCAGCCCUCUCUCAGCUGAGUGCAUGCUGCAGUACAAGAAGAAGGCAGCUGCCUACAUCAAGUCCUUGAAGAAGCCUUGUGCAGAUUCAGUGCCUUAUGAAGAGGCUUUAGCCAAUCGCAGAGUACUCCUGAGUUCUACAGAAAGCAGGGAAGGUCUUGCACAACAGGUCCAGCAGAGUUUGGAGAAAAUUGCAAAACUUGAACAAGAAAAAGAACACUGGAUGUUGGAGGCCCAGCUAGCUAAAAUAAAGCUAGAGAAAGAAAACCAAAAACUGAAGAACUCUCUUAGUGGACAUAUAACUGAAACUAUCCAGGAGCAUUCAGUUUUGCCAAAUAUAGCAGAACAAAAGAAGGAAACCACAGAAAAGAGUCUGAGGGAACCUAUUAAGAGCACUAGUCUGAUUGGAAUGUUGACUGUAACUACUGAUAAUGAAAAGGCUCCAGAUGUUGAGUCUCGUGAAGACCUGAUAAAAACUCACUACAUGGCCAGGAUAGCAGAGCUGACCUCUCACCUGCAGCUUGCUGAUAGCAAAUCAGUGCACUUCCAUGCUGAGUGUCGAGCACUUGCCAAAAGGCUUUCUCUGGCAGAGAAGUCCAAGGAAUCGCUCACAGAAGAGUUGAAGCUCUCCAGUCAAAACAUCACCAGAUUACAGGAUGAAUUGAUGACAACAAAGAGGAGCUACGAGGACCAGUUGAGCAUGAUGAGUGACCAUCUGUGCAGUAUGAAUGAAACCUUGACUAAGCAAAGGGAAGAGAUUGACACACUAAAGAUGACCAGUAAGGGAAAUUCUAAAAAGAACAAAAAUCGAUAGUUUACAGCUGAGUCUUUGGAAGCUGCUGCUGCACAGGAUGCAGAUAGUGACCAUUCAUUAUCCAGUUCCUGUUUGUUCCGGGAAGCAGAGGCUGGCAUUGGGUCUAGUAAAAACUGAAUUGGUGCUGUAAAUGGCUUUAAAAUAUUUAGAACUUGUAACAGAUAAAACAGAACUUAAUGUUGGCUCUAAACCAGGAAAUACACAUUCUGUGGAUAAUUUAUAUAGUAAUUACCUUCAGUUUUUACUGUGCACUUUUUAAAACAGGUUUUGAUUUCAUGUAACAACUUCAGAUUUUGUAUAUUUUCAAAUAUGUUUCUGCAUUAACAAAUUUGGAUUGGUGCAGUAGGUGUCUAUUUUUGAGUUCUACAUUUAAUGGUCAGCACAUGUACAUUCCAUUACUUGUUAAUAACCGUGUAAAAAUGAGUUUGGAGACUUUUUUUGGCCAUGCAAGCUGUGUAGUUACUGUAGAUGUAUUACUCCUGUUCUCAGCCCUCUAGAAUCAAUUGGAAUUGUGGCUUGAAAUGAUUUUGAUGAUGAAAGUCACCAAGUAAAUGGGAUCAUUGUUAGGCUGCAACAGUGGCAACCUUUUCCUGCUUGUAUUUGACACUUUGGAUUUGGAGGUAAAGAGCACAAAUAGCUGAACUGGGCUACUUCAAUGAAAUUGCUUUAAUCCAUUUCUAUAACAUUUUGUUUACACAUGUAUGUAUAUAUAUAUUGGUUGAAAUAAUUCUUUAAGGCUAGAGGAAACUGUGACUGUCAU
Messenger RNA from Ficedula albicollis (Collared flycatcher), 3131 nucleotides. RefSeq names its product protein phosphatase 1 regulatory subunit 21 (gene PPP1R21). The record is from RefSeq and is a predicted model, not a curated record. NCBI's taxonomy places the organism in Eukaryota, Metazoa, Chordata, Aves, Passeriformes, Muscicapidae. The transcript has 22 exons. Gene Ontology annotation, cellular component: early endosome; membrane. Bases 32 to 2371 code for a protein of 779 amino acids.